UAGUGUUGGUAGAGGAAUGAAAAACCAUCUAUCUACAUUAUUUGUAUAUUGUCAAUCUCUCAAAAUUAAAAUUAUAAUUAACUAGCUACUAUUAUUACAAUGGCACAAAAAUUUGCUAGCCUUUUCACCAUUUUCCUUGUGGCUAUUGUUGCUCAUGACAAUUCAUUCUACUCCACCAAAAUUCAUGUGAUGGCCCAAGAUGCUGUUCUACCAAACCUUUUUCAGGUAGAUCCAGUUUGUUACAAACCUUGUAAAACACACGAUGAUUGUUCUGGUGCCUUGUACUGUGAAGCCUGUCGGAGGGCCGCGGGGUCAUGUGGUCCCUGGCGGAGCCAGGAUUUUCAAUAAGAGGGUUCAAUAGAUUGCAUUGAUUUGAAAGCUCAACGAAAUAGACACACGAAGUAAUUGAAGUGGGUUCGACAUCUACUAUAUAUAUAUACAUAAAAUAUUAUUGUCUUUUUUAAGUGUUUUUCUUCUUUUCAACUUUUAGUCCUAAGUGACCAAAGUGUGAUACGAAAGAAGAAAAAAGUAUAUAUGUGUUUGAUAUAUGCUUUGUGGCUAAUAAGAAAAUCGACUAUGCUUGUUGAUUUGAUAAAAAUAUGUUAUCGAGCUAUAAUGUGUAAUCAUCAAAAUUAAAUAAAUCGUAUUAUGUGUGUUAUAUA
Solanum lycopersicum (tomato) is the source of this 662-nucleotide messenger RNA. Its product is annotated as metallocarboxypeptidase inhibitor. The record is from RefSeq and is a predicted model, not a curated record. Gene Ontology annotation, molecular function: endopeptidase inhibitor activity. Lineage: Eukaryota; Viridiplantae; Streptophyta; Magnoliopsida; Solanales; Solanaceae.